CUCUCUCUCUCUCACACACACACACACACACACACUCACUCACUCACUCCGCAUGCCCAUUGUGAGUGUUUGGGGUUUGUCCGAAUGCGGAAGUUGCCGCCCAGCGAACGCACUGAUAGCGAGAAGAUGAUGCUCCCGAUGACAGCAGGCGCAGCGCCGCGCUCCUGCACUGUGGCCUGAAAACCCUGCGAGUCUUCCCGCAGUCCCGCUCCCCGAUGGCCGCGCAGCAUGACCGCCGCGCGUUCGCACUCAAAAUCAACAGGCACUCAUCUGCUGAAAUCCGCAAGCACUUCGGUGGGCUCAACCAUGGCCCUGCUCAGAGCGGCCUGCACCACCGCCACAGCUCCAGCGCCUCUGGAUCUGUCUACUUUAACGUUCCUCAGACGUAUGACGCAGUGGAGCCGUUGGACGUGGAGGAAUUUCUGAUGACACAGCUGCGCAGUGGAGAUGUCGAGCUCAUGCAGGAGCUGGGCGAAUUCCCUGAUGAUGACCUGGAGGUGGAUUUAUUGGACAGGGAAUGUCGAACCGCCUACCACUCUGUCCCAGAGGACGGGGUGGAAUUAGAGCCCCAUGUGAGAGACUGUGUGCAAAGUUACACUCAGCCUUGGCUAGUGGUCAACAGAAGAUGCCAGGGGGAUGGAUGGAGCGCAUACUCUGAGAGGACAGGCUUUCACAAACUACUUCAGAGGCAAACGUUCGAGUCUGAUGUCCAACCGGAAAAACAGGAGCAACCGGUGAAGUCUCCGUCUUUGGCAGUGUUAUGCGAUGAUGACAGUGCUCGCACUCUCACCUCCUCUGAUUUCGACCUCAGGGGGCUUCAGCCAGACCCUCACCUUGACAACCUUCUACAGUUCAGUAACUUUGAGGACCUCGACCGCAUUAACCUUGAAGCCAGACAAAACAACCGCCAUCCUGAACUUUUUGCCCUCUAUCCACCUACUGAUGAGGAAGAUGCAGUGGAAAUCCGUCCUAUUCCUGAGUCUCCGAAGGAGCACAUGGGCCUCAGGAUCCUAGUGCGAUGCCAGAGCAUCAAGUUUGAAAUUGAGAUCGAGCCUAUUUUUGCCACCAUGGCCUUGUAUGACCUGAAAGAAAAGAAAAAGAUUUCAGAGAACUUCCACUGUGAUCUAAACACAGAUCAAAUGAAAGCCCUUCUGCGCUCCCACACCCCUCGUAUGGACUCCUCUACACUGGCAAGGGCUGCCAUUUUCUCCAUCUCCUACCCUUCUCCAGACAUCUACCUGGUUGUUAAGUUAGAGAAAGUCCUGCAGCAGGGGGAGAUUGGAGAUUGUGCAGAACCGUAUGUAGGAAUGACAGACAAUGCCAAGAACAAAGACAAGCUGGAGAAGCUUCGAAACCAAGCAGAGAACUUCUGUCAGAGGUUGGGUCAGUACCGGAUGCCCUUCGCCUUUGGUACGGUCAACAUCAUGAAUGUGAUCAGCACAGCCACACUGGAUCGAGACACAGCCGACACAGAUAGCAUCAAUGGCAAGAACAAUAUGGAUAAGAAGGCCUACCUGCCCAGACGCAAUUCAGAGAGGUUCACCACCCUGGAGGACCAGUCCAACCUGUCCAGCUUUAAACCCGCUGUCAUAACCAUUCAGACCCUGUUCAAACAGGAAGGGGAGCGUCUCAGUGAUGAAGAUUUAUUUAAGUUUCUGGCUGAUGUCAAAAGGACAUCCACGCUUCAGCGACGGGUCAAGAUAAUACCAGGCUUUCUGAGGCUAGAGUUGACCCCAGUGCCAGAUACAGUGAUACCGUGUCUGUCUCCUGAGCUCAUCCCCAUUAAACCUGUAUCCGAGAAAAUCUUGCGACCUGUCAAAGAGCUGCUCGAGUUUCCGUCCAACGAUGUCUACGUCCCUCACUGCAUAUACAGAAACCUGCUGUUUGUAUAUCCUCAGAGGCUCAACUUUGGCAAUCGAGCGUUGGCAUCUGCCAGGAACAUUACCAUAAAGAUCCAGUUCAUGCAUGGAGAUGAUCCACUCCCUGUUAUAUUCGGGAAAUCAAGUGGUUUAGAGUUUCUGUCUGAGAUCUACACCCCAGUUACAUACCAUAACAAAUCUCCAGAUUUUUAUGAAGAAGUGAAGAUCCGUCUUCCGGCUCGCCUGACUGAGAAACACCACCUGCUCUUCACCUUCUUCCACAUCAGCUGCCAGCAGAAACAGAACCAGAGCGGCAGCUUGGAGAGUCUCAUCGGAUACUCUUGGUUACCCAUGCUCAAUAAUGAGAGGCUGCAGAUGGGAGCUUUCUGUUUGCCCAUUGUUCUUGAACGUCUUCCCGUGAACUACUCUUUACACUCUCCUGAGAAAUUACCAACCCAGGUUCCACCAGUCAAGUGGAUUGAUGGCCAUAAAGGAAUUUUUAGUUUGGAAAUUCAAGCUGUAUCUUCAGUUCAUACACAGGAGAGUCACCUGGAGCGCUUCUUCACUCUGUGCCAUGCUCUGGAGGGGAAGGCUACAUUCCCUAUCCGCGUAGGGGACGACAAAGUGCCAGAAAACAAGCUGGAGCAUGAGCUAAAGCUCAGCAUCAUAUCUCUGUCCUCUUCCAAACUGGAGCAACUUGUUCUCUUUCUCCACCUGGUCCUGGACAAGCUGUUCCGCCUCAUCAUGCAGCCCAUGGUCAUCGCUGGCCAGACCGCGAAUCUGGCACAGAUAGCGUUUGAAUCAGUGGUGUCCGUAGUAAACAGCCUUCAUAACAGCCAGGAACUGGCCAAAGACCACCAAGGCAGGAACUGUCUCCUAGCAACCUACCUUUACUAUGUGUUCCGGUUGCCAGACACUCAACUGGAAGUCAUUAACGCAGGUGCACUGGUACAGGAGAGCAGGUACAGCACUAUGGGCCGAGCCACAGCCACAACUGUAGGCAACAUGCUGCUCAGUUCUCGCAUCCGCUCUAGCAGCAACCCCGACCUUUCUGCUCAACAGAGCUCAGAGGACGCUGAGGUCAAGAGCAUACUGGUUGAGAAGGGUUUGAAUCAUCCCGGCAGCAGGAUGUCCACUUUUAUUGAUGUCACCAAUCGCUCUCAAAUUACCGCCGGUAGCAUGCGGCUCUCAAACAGAAAGCAAUUUCAUGAAGAAUUGGCUCUACAAAUGGUGGUGAGCACUGGCGUCUGCAGAGAGAACGUCUAUAAAUACGCCUGGUUCUUCUUCGAGCUGCUGGUGAAAAGCAUGGCUCAGCACAUCUCUCAAAUGGACAAGCAGGCAGUGCCUCGCAAAAAUCGUUUCUCCGACCGUUUCAAGGAUGACAUCACCACCAUCGUCAACGUGGUGACUGCUGAAAUCGGCACUAUCCUGGUGAAACAGCAGAAGGAACAGGAGCAGGCUGAAAAGGUGAACAUUAGUCUGGCGUUUUUCAUUUAUGACCUGAUGUCUCUUAUGGACAGAGGCUUUGUCUUUAGCCUUGUCAAGAACUACUGCAACCAGAUGUCAGCGAAGAGUGUGUCCAUGUCCACUCUGAUCACCCUGAGACUGGAGUUUUUGAGAGUGCUCUGCAGUCAUGAGCACUACCUGAACCUGAGCCUGUACUUCAGUAGCUCUGCUUCUGCUCCCACGUCCCCUUCUCCAUCGGUCACUUCGCAGACCUCAAGUUCAUGCAGUUUUCUAGACCAGAGGAUUGUAGCCAUGUUUGAUUUGACUCAGGAGUUUAAACAGCAGCACUAUUUGACUGGCCUGCUGCUGACUGAACUCAGUGCGGCUCUCGAUAUGGAAUCAGAAGGGAGUAAGGUGCAGCGCAAGGCCAUAAAUGCCACAUACAGCCUACUGUGUGCUCAUGAUUUGGACCCUCGGUGCUCACGGUUAGAAGUCAGGACUAAGAUUGCUGCUCUUUACCUCCCCCUGGUGGGGAUCAUCAUCGACUCCCUCAACUACAUCGACUUUACAGUUUCGGAUGCACGUGGCAGCAAGACCAAGUCCAGCGGGCCAGAAGACGAUUUUGAUAAUGUCCCUCCUAUCAAUCAAUCUGUUGCCAUGGCAAUUGCAGGCAACCCGUUCAACACCUUGGCGAGAAACGCACUGGUGUCCAUGGCCUCUGUGUCAGGUAGAAGCUGUAGCACUCUCUCUGCAGACACCAGCCGUAAUCUGCUGGUGUGUUUCCUGUGGAUCAUGAAGAAUUCCGACCAGAGCUUAAUCCAGCGUUGGAUAUUAGACAUAUCACCCUCUCAGCUCAGUCGCCUCCUCGAGCUCCUCACCAUCUGCACCUCCUGUUUUGACUACAGGGGGAAACAAAGCUCAGAUAAAGUGAGUGUGCAGGCCCUACAGAAGUCUCAGCAGGCUAAAGCUCGUCUGGAAGAGGCACUAAUAGGAGGCCUGGGAGCGAGAGGAGAGAUGAUGAAGAGGGUGGGAGCUAAUGACCGGACUCUGGGCCAGAGAGAGAACCUGCGCUGGAGGAAAGACCUCACACAGUGGCGCCAGACCAACGACAGACAGGACAAAUCUAAAGCAGAAUUGGACCAGGAAGCCAUAAUCAGUGGGAAUCUGGCUACUGAGGCCAACCUUAUAGUCUUGGACCUGCUGGAGAUCAUUGUGCAGACUGUACCACUAGCAGACUAUAAGGAUAGUGCUGUUGGUGGAGUUCUGAGAGUUUUGCUGCACUCACUAACAUGCAACCAGAGCACCACGUAUCUCUCACACUGCUUUAGCACAAUCCGAGCUCUCGUUGUGAAGUUUGGGGACAUGUUGUUCGAGGAGGAGGCCGAGCAGUGUGCAGAUCUGUGCCAGAAAGUGCUUCAGUACUGCAGCAGCUGUGUGGACAGCAACAGGAGUCAGGCUUGUGCUACACUCUACCUCAUCAUGAGAUACAGCUUUAAUUCUGCGAGCAAUUUCUCUAGAGUGAAGAUGCAGGUGACCAUGUCGUUGGCGUCUCUAGUAGGAAAGUCCUCAGAUGUGCACGAGGAGUAUCUGCGCCGCUCUUUCCGCACCAUUCUAGCCUACGCAGAAGAAGAUACAGAGAUGCAAUCUACACAGCUUCCUUCGCAGGUGGAUGAACUUUUGAGGAAUCUUAACAGCAUCCUUUCAGAUACUGUCAAAAUGAAGGAGUAUCAAGAAGAUCCUGAAAUGCUAAUGGACCUUAUGUAUAGGAUCGCGAAGGGCUACCAGACGUCACCUGAUCUGCGCUUGACCUGGCUCCAGAACAUGGCUGAAAAGCAUAAUGGCAGGAAGUGCUUCACCGAGUCUGCAAUGUGUCUGGUACAUGCAGCUGCCCUGGUGGCUGAGUACCUCAGCAUGCUGGAGGACCACAAGUACCUGCCUGUGGGCAGCGUCACUUUCCAAAACAUCUCCCCUAACGUUCUAGAAGAGUCGGCAGUGUCAGAUGAUAUCCUGUCCCCAGAUGAGGAUGGAGUGUGUUCAGGGCGGUACUUCACUGAGAACGGGCUGGUGGGGCUUCUCGAGCAGGCUGCAGAACUCUUCAGCAAUGGUGGAUUAUACGAGGCCGUGAAUGAGGUGUAUAAGAUCAUCAUUCCAAUCCUGGAGGCCCAUAGAGAUUUUCGCAAACUGACCACCACUCAUGACAAUCUAAAAAGAGCUUUUGAGAACGUCGUUCAAAAGGGCACUAAGAGGAUGUUCGGGACAUAUUUCCGUGUGGCAUUUUUUGGCUCAAAGUUUGGUGAUCUUGACGAGCGAGAGUUCAUAUACAAAGAGCCAGCAAUCACACAUCUCCCUGAGAUCUCCCACAGACUAGAAAAUUUCUACAGACAAUGUUUGGGAGACGAUGUUCUGGAAAUGAUCAAGGAUUCCACACCUGUAGACCGAAACAAACUGAAUCCUAACAAGGCAUAUAUUCAGAUUACGUAUGUGGAGCCGUACUUUGACGACUAUGAGAUGAAAGACCGCAUGACCAACUUUGAAAAGAACUUCAACCUGCGCCGGUUCAUGUACACCACGCCGUUCACGAAGAGCGGAAGGCCUCGAGGAGAGCUCAACGAGCAGUACAAGAGGAAAACCAUCCUCACCACACAGCAUGCUUUUCCUUAUGUGAAGACCCGAAUCAACGUCAUUCAGAAGGAGGAGUUCGACCUCACUCCGAUCGAGGUGGCUAUCGAAGACAUGCAGAACAAAACCCGCGAGCUGGCUAUCGCCACGCAUAAAGAGAAACCUGACCCUAAGAUGCUGCAGAUGGUUUUGCAGGGUUCGGUAACAGCUACAGUUAACCAGGGACCAUUAGAGGUAGCCCAGGUCUUUUUGAAUGAAAUCCCCGCAGACCCCAAACUCUACCGUCAUCACAACAAACUGCGUCUGUGUUUCAAAGAGUUCAUCCUACGAUGUGGCGAGGCAGUUGAGAAGAACAAGCACCUGAUCACACCAGACCAGCGAGAGUAUCAGCAGGAGCUGAAAAAGAACUACAAUAAAUUAAGGGAGAACCUGAGGCCCAUGCUGGAGAGGAAGAUCCCAGAACUCUACAAGCCCAUUGUCAAACCCCGUCUGGAGAACAGGGACUCAUUGAAACGACACAGCUUCCGGCGGAUUCAGGAGGACGGUUCAUGAGAAUGGAGGAAAUGAGAGGAAAAAGUUCUCAAAAAGAGAGAGGGAAGAUGUUUCACAAUUUGGAGUGAAAGAGCAGCUCCGCUGGCGACUUGAUGCCGCAAGCAGAGAUUCAUGUACAGUAUUAGUUUAUGUUGAAAUCAUGAUAUUAUAUAUAAGUUGUAUAAAAUGAUAAUGAACGUUGCCAUAACGUUGACAGUACGUUGUUUUGCUGUCCCCCGACAUUUUGUUUUGAUUUGCAGUCAUCCUGCUUUUACUGUAGGUAUUAUUUUAGCUUGUAGGGAUUUGUAGUUUGGACUUACGUUUAAAUACUUGAUAGAACAGAGAAGCACCAAAUUACUGUUUUUUUGCAUAAAAUCUGCAAGUUAUAAAUGCAUUUAUAACAGUUUAGUAUAAUUACUGGUACAUGUACAGCACUGUAGAUUAUAUACAAAAAUUGUUGCAAAAAUUGGGUUUGAAUCAUCAUCAAACAAGAUCACGCAGUCAUGGAGAAAAAGAAAGUGCACCCUCCAUCAAAUCUUUUCAAUUGUAUGGUCCUCAAUCUGUAAACAAACAAAUAACUUCUGGUGACAAAAAAAACCCAUACAUUUUAUAACGUUAGUCAUUUUUUAAAAAAGUUUAGAAUUCAGAAUAGUUGAUUUUUUUUAUUUAGGUCCUGAUAAAUAAAAGAAAAAACUACAUUGAAGGAGGGUGUACUGUCUUUUUCUUUUACUGUACAGAGUAACGAUUUUGGGGUGAAAUAACUUGCAAAUCUUCAUACACAAAAAUAUACAUGAUCUACAGAUAUCAUAUAUAUUUACAUUUAACAUUCUAUUAUAUAUCAUUUAAAGAUGAUGGUUCAAACAACUGAAUGAAUGGAGUGAGGCUAAACAGAGACAUCUUGCAUAAACCAGAGAAAAAAAAAAGGCCUCAUGCAGAGUAUGAUGUGUGUGUGUGUGUGUGUGUGUGUGUGUGUGUGUGUGUGUGUGUGUGUGUGGAGCUGAUGAGAGGAGUUUCUCACGAUGCUUCAGAGCCAAGCCAGUGAUGUGAAAUGACUGGAAUUUUGUGUACAUGAUGCUGCACAGAAACAGAACUUUUUACAAUGCUGGAAAUUUCUAAAAAAAAAUUUGAACACGAUGUACUGAAAUUCUUCAACAUCACUGCACCAACUGUCUUUAUUUAGCUGCAUUUUUAACUGCUUGUGAAAAUCAUGUCUAUAUACAAGAUUUACAAACUUGCCCUGGUUACAUUGGACACCGUUUUUUUUUUUUAAUUAUUAUUAUUCAUGCUUUCGCUGCAAUAAUAUAUAUUUUUAGCAGAGAUAUAUGAAAUAGAUGUAUAUAUGUUCUACUUUAUUUAUAGCAAGAUGUCGUUUAGAUUCUAACUGGUACAAGCAGCUGGAGUUUGACAAUUCACGUUAUCUUUACACUUUUUUUUAAUAGAAUAUCAUCAAUGAAAUAAGUCAACAGGGAUUUAAAAAGAUAAAGUACAGUGAGUGGUUUACAGAAGAUAUGAAUGGAGCCUCUAAUCAUUGUUUGUUUUGAUUAUUUUCUGUAUUUUUAUUAACCUGAUGUGUCAUUAAACGAUCCUAUUGGAUUUUUGUUUCAAUUUUUUCCCCGUGUCUAUUCUGAAAAGUUGCUCAUAGUUGUCAGUUGGUCGUAGACGACCCUGCAGAUUGGACUUUGUCCAUUAUUCUGUAAAAGUAACCUGUUUACUUCUAAACAUCAUCCUACUUUCUGUUACACGUGUUGCUGCUCCUAACACUGUGAGAACUGUACGACCUUUAGUGUGUUUCUCCAGCAAAAUGUGGAUGUACAUUUAUUUUGUAUCAUAAUAUUACAAAGCAUUCAAUAAAAAAAAGAUAUAAUUGUAA
This is a messenger RNA of Silurus meridionalis, 8325 nucleotides long. It is a transcript of the gene dock8, whose product is annotated as dedicator of cytokinesis 8. The record is from RefSeq and is a predicted model, not a curated record. The transcript has 48 exons. Bases 216 to 6476 code for a protein of 2086 amino acids. Gene Ontology annotation, biological process: positive regulation of GTPase activity; small GTPase-mediated signal transduction; positive regulation of establishment of T cell polarity. Gene Ontology annotation, molecular function: guanyl-nucleotide exchange factor activity. Lineage: Eukaryota; Metazoa; Chordata; Actinopteri; Siluriformes; Siluridae. Gene Ontology annotation, cellular component: cell leading edge.